UGCGAGAGCUUAUUCAAUAGUCGUCGUGCUGCUAAUGCCAGGAUCGUGUCCGUCCAACGAUAUGGCGAUCUUCAAGGGGUGCCGCAUCGAUUUCUCAUCCUCCAUGUCACUCGAGCCGACGGAAGGGAAUUCUAUGUUCGGUUGGAUCGCAGACGGGACCACAAAGUCCCGUUGUGGUUGUUUGGAGUACGGGAUUUGGGAACGUCACACGCGAUAGAUACGGCUGCUGUUUCUGGCAGACUCGACCACCUUCUUGAUUUCACCAACACCAAGUCCGGCGUAGAGGCUGUCAUGGUCUUCCCUACUCCUGCUCCUUUGAUCGUGGCUGCACAAAUUCUGUAUGCUAUCGCAGCGGAAGCUCCUGAUUACAAGCUAACCAAAGAAAAUUGUUGGUUUUUCGCCUCCACCACCCAGGAAAUGUUAGUGCGGAUGUUUGGGGCAAAGUAUGAGAGAGGGUCUCUUAACCAUUCCACAAUCGGUUCUGAGAGACGAGAACGGAUUAAAGUCCUGACGUAUUCGCACAUUACAAAAGACAUUAAUAACAAAUUGGAGACCAUUCCAAGCUUCGCUGAUUCAAUGGACGACUCAAAGCUAAGGAAGGCUAUAAAGUCCGUCCUUGAUACUAUAAAACAUCACCUUCCCGCUUAUCACACUUCCCCACCCGAUGCAUUCCAAAUCUCCACAUCCACUCAAGCACUCCUUGCUGUAUUGCAACGGACAUUACACGAACACCUACAUGGAAUCUAUGGAAUUAAAGGCGCACGGAUCUUCUCGCACGAUUUCACCGAUAAAUUAGUUCAGAUCAUCCCAUCGUUGGAACAACUCCAAGAAGAUGCUAGUAUCAUAAACCUCUUGGAAUCAUCUCUGCGGGAAGGUCUUGCAGUGCAUCGUCGAUCCUCAGUCAUGUACGAUUCGCUCAAAAGUGACCUCGAUUCAUUUUCCAAGCCCUCUCCCCGGAAGGACAUGGUGCUCUUCUCGUUGGAGCUGCUUGGGCGAUGUGCAGUGCUGGAUCAGUUGCCAGCGCUAUGGCGUUUCCAAGUAGAUGCAGAAAUUCCUGAUCUCCAACCUGAGUUUGAGAGGCUGAUGACGACGCAGCUGAAGUUUGUGUGUUUCCAUUGGAUUACUCUCCUUUGAAAGUCGGAUGAGAACCACGACGAUGAAAUAAUGAAGGCCCUUUCCAACGCUGUCCCGGCCUUUCUCCACUGGAUUGCGGCAAUGGGAAUCAUGGGUGAAAUUGACCAAGCGUGCCAAGGCAUGAAAGAACUACAACGGUGGCUAGUCGACAUUCAAGCAGUCAAUAGUAUAGGUCACGUAAUUCGCGACCUGCUCUGUCUAGUCGAGCGAUCCCGG
Messenger RNA from Cantharellus anzutake, 1350 nucleotides. RefSeq lists its product as uncharacterized. The coding region runs from base 292 to 1134 and encodes 280 amino acids. The record is from RefSeq and is a predicted model, not a curated record. The transcript has 7 exons. Lineage: Eukaryota; Fungi; Basidiomycota; Agaricomycetes; Cantharellales; Hydnaceae.